GCGUAGUUCUACUGUCGCAACCCGUCGGUUACGGAAAGGAACACAGACCAUGCGAACCACAGAAUUGCUGCCUUUCUGCCCAGCCAGUCCGAUGCUUUUCUCUCGGUACCAAGUCCAAGUCCGAGGAUCAGCACUACAGGGCCAAGCACCGUUCUCAAGAAUAAGACAAAGCGGUGGGCCCGGAGUUGUACGCAGAUCGACCAUUUUGCCUUCAUAUCGUAUCAUUCUCGGGUUACCAUUCUAAGGACACCCAUCAACAGAGACACAGACCAGCGCCCGUUCGAACCCUGUCGAAAAUGAGUGUCCCCCUCACUGCCCCUCAGCUGGAGGCCAGCCACCAUCCCAAUGUGGCCAUCGCCAAGGAGGCAAAACACUACGUCGAUCACCGGCCUCCCUAUCCAGGGUCCAUGUGGAAGCUUUGGACAAACUACCACGAAGGCCCUCUGGAUACCAUUCACGACAUCGGCUCUGGCAGCGGCAACGCUGCCGAAGGACUCUUGACGCACGCACCCUCGCCUCCCAAGUAUGUCGUCCUGACUGAACCGCAAGCCAAGAACAUCGAAGACUGCCGCGCACGCUUCAGGGACCGAUUCACUGGGAUCGAAUUCUCCUACCGGAACUGUCGCGGGGAAGACCCCUGGGAACCCCUGAUAGAUGUAGACCAUGUUGACUUCGUAAUGGCUUGCGAGUCACUGCACUGGACUAUCCUGGAACCCACGCUUGACAAUGUCGCAAAGAGUCUGCGGGGAAAUGGAACCUUUGCGGCCGUCAUUUACGGCCCUUUUCCGGGAAUCACCAACAACACGAGUGCAAACACAGCCUUCAAGGCAUUUAUUGGGGAGCAUGCCGGCCAUCUGUUGAAGCAAGAGUGGAUGACCGAGAAUUGGAAGCGAGCUGCUCGCCAAAUGUUUCAUGGUAUGGAUUGUGUGCCGCUUAGAGACGAAGUGUGGAAGGAUGUCAAGCGCAUUGAGAUCAACUGUGGAGAUGGGUGGUAUGCCAAAGACUACCAGCCCCUCGAUGGGACAGCAGAUCCCGUGGGUCAUCUAGGGGUAUCUGAGCGUGUUGCCAUAGAUGAUAGCGAGGACUGGAGGAUCUCAGCCUCGGUUGAGUGGCUGAAGCAAUCGCUCGAGUCUAUGCGGUUUGGUUUUACUGAAGAUUCAUGGCAGUCGCCCAAAUGGCAAGAAAUUACGAAGGAGAUUGGGAAUGGGCCGUUGGAACUCAAAUGGCAGGUUCACAUGAUACUCGCUCGGAGAAGGGAAUGAAGCCUUGAAGAACCUAAACUACCUGAGUAGCACAGAGUCGUGUCAGGCAAACAACUCCGUGCAGUGUUGAAUGACAAGAGUUCCUAGCAUAGAGCCCGGGCGUUGCGAAGCAGCGGUAUGUUCACAACAUAGAGCGAUAAACAGUGAGGUUUACUUGAGCAAAAUAAACACAGUCCAACUGCGCAUGUAGACACAGAAUUUUGCCGUUCCGCACUUACACGUGGCUGUUUUAGUUUAUGGGAGUCGAUGUCAACGUUACGUCCCAAGGACA
Colletotrichum acutatum is the source of this 1533-nucleotide messenger RNA. RefSeq lists its product as uncharacterized. Gene Ontology annotation, molecular function: S-adenosylmethionine-dependent methyltransferase activity. Bases 297 to 1262 code for a protein of 321 amino acids. The record is from RefSeq and is a predicted model, not a curated record. The transcript has a single exon. Lineage: Eukaryota; Fungi; Ascomycota; Sordariomycetes; Glomerellales; Glomerellaceae.